AUGUCAGAACGCAAUCCAAAGGACUCUAUGAAGUCCACCUGGCGGCGACAAGCCCGCUCAGAGUGGACUCUUUUCCAUUGGUUCUAUGAACUACUGGGUAUCCACCCGGAGCAUCUCGACAAGAACAUCCCAGUCCAUCUGAAGGAAGACGCCGUGCCCUAUGUCCCAGACUGGUCGAUGCACCGCUGGGUCCUCACCCACGCCGUGAUCCCCCUUCUGAUCCAUCAAGCCUACGUAAAGAUCACCGGCCACAAUCUCAGCGCAUGGGGCGCCUUCAUCCUAUACAGCAUCGGCUUCAAAGCCAUCGCCAUCCACGAGCUGCACGUGCUCCGCCGCCUAGGCCACCAACACGGCUUUCUAGACGGUGACAAGCACGCCCGCGAUGGCGUUCCCGAUGUAGGCGUCGCAAAGGUCGUCCGCUCGCUAAUGUCGACCUCGACCUUCCGCCCCAUGUUCACCGUCUUCAUCGCCUACCACGCCAGCCAAACGCCCGCAACAAUGAGCUUCGCCUGGCUGCCCCUCGAAGUCGGCCUGUACGGCAUCAUCCUCGACUUCUGGUUCUACUGGUACCACCGGCUGAUGCACGACGUCGGUGGGCUAUGGAAAUACCACCGCACACACCACCUCACCAAGCACCCGAACCCGCUGCUGACGCUGUACGCCGACACCGAGCAGGAGUUCUUCGAUAUCCUCGGCAUCCCGCUCAUGACGUACUUCUCGAUGCGGUUCAUGGGCAUGCCGAUGGGGUUCUAUGAGUGGUGGAUCUGUCACCAGUAUGUUGUUUUUGCGGAGCUGGCGGGCCACAGCGGGCUGCGGGUUCAUGCCACGCCGCCGUCGACGUUGAGUUGGGCUUUGCGGUGGUUUGAUGCGGAGCUUGUUAUUGAGGAUCAUGAUUUGCAUCAUCGUAAGGGAUGGAAGAAGAGUCAUAAUUACGGGAAGCAGACGAGGCUUUGGGAUAGGAUAUUUGGGACUUGUACCGAGCGCAUCGAGUCGGUUGAACAUAAUGUUGAUUAUGUUAAUUCGUCGCCUAUGCCACUCUAUUGA
Messenger RNA from Penicillium soppii, 1044 nucleotides. RefSeq names its product sterol desaturase family protein. The transcript has a single exon. Gene Ontology annotation, molecular function: C-4 methylsterol oxidase activity; iron ion binding. The coding region runs from base 1 to 1044 and encodes 347 amino acids. NCBI's taxonomy places the organism in Eukaryota, Fungi, Ascomycota, Eurotiomycetes, Eurotiales, Aspergillaceae. The record is from RefSeq and is a predicted model, not a curated record. Gene Ontology annotation, biological process: ergosterol biosynthetic process.